Molecule: messenger RNA, 3198 nt
Organism: Sipha flava (yellow sugarcane aphid)
Lineage: Eukaryota; Metazoa; Arthropoda; Insecta; Hemiptera; Aphididae
Product: nuclear hormone receptor FTZ-F1-like
Exons: 10
Coding region: 429-2768 (779 amino acids)
Biological process (GO): tissue development; hormone-mediated signaling pathway; regulation of transcription by RNA polymerase II
Cellular component (GO): RNA polymerase II transcription regulator complex
Molecular function (GO): zinc ion binding; nuclear receptor activity; RNA polymerase II cis-regulatory region sequence-specific DNA binding
Source: RefSeq, a predicted model, not a curated record
CGGUGUUAUUAUUGUUUUUUCUUCUUUUUUUUUUGUUCGCUAACCAAAUUAUUCAUUUUCACUUUUUUUUAUCUUUCGCCUCGUGCGAAAAAAAAGCAAACACACAAUAAGUAAGUUCGCCCGUCGAAUUCGUCGCAACCCUUCGCGUCUUUUUGUCGCCGUCCAUUUAUCAGUGAAAACACCGUUGUUAUAAUAUUCGCUUGCCGCCGACGUGUACACGCACAAAAGUUACUUUUUUCUUCCGUGGCUGUUCCGCCCGCAAGUUUUUUUUUAUCAAUAAAAGUUCUCAUAAAAGUGUGUACGUGUGUACGUGCGUUCGUCAUCCUUGAAUAGCAAGUGCAACCAGUGCUAGUGGAAGUGAUGGCCCAUCGAUUUACGUCAUCAUCGUUGCUGCUGUGGGCUGUGGUCGUACGCGUCGGGGAACGAGCAUGACGGCGCAACUGUCGGAGUACGCGACGAUGAUGGCGGGCGAUAAGAACGGCGGCGAUGGUGGUAGCAGCAGCAACGACAGCGGUGGCUUUGUCACGGUCGGUGCUGAUGGCGACGGAACCGCCGUGGCCGGCGAACGGGUGGUGUUGUUCGCGUUCAAAAUGGAAGACGAAGAUUGCGCGGCGGACGUGGACGACGACUCGUCGCUCGAAAUGCAAGACGUGGGAUUACAACCGUUGGUGUUACCGACGCAGUCGCCGCCGUCGCCGUUCUCCGAUGGCGAUCAAGAUAAAAAGUGCAUGGACCUCAGUAAUUUAAACGAAGAUGAUCAAACAUUCAUUGAUGAUUCAAAGUGCAUUGAUUUGAGUCAUUUGAGUGACGAUGAUCCUAAUUUUAUUGAAGGUGCCAACGGCGGCGGAAGCGGCGUCUCCGGUUCCAUGGACGGCCUCCAGCAGUACGUGGCCGUCGGCGGCGGCGGCGGCAGCGGUGGCGGCGGCACGCCCGUGGCCACCGGCGCGGCCGCGUCCAUCAAUCCGUCCACCGGUGGUUCCGAGCUGCCCGACACCAAGGAGGGCAUCGAGGAACUGUGCCCGGUGUGCGGCGACAAGGUGUCCGGUUACCAUUACGGUCUGCUCACGUGCGAGUCGUGCAAAGGCUUCUUCAAGCGGACCGUUCAAAACAAAAAGGUGUACACGUGCGUGGCCGAGCGCGCGUGUCACAUCGACAAGACGCAAAGGAAGCGGUGUCCGUUUUGCCGGUUCCAGAAGUGUCUCGAAGUUGGCAUGAAGCUCGAAGCUGUCCGAGCCGAUAGGAUGCGAGGUGGUCGAAACAAAUUCGGUCCCAUGUACAAACGAGACAGAGCGAGAAAGUUGCAGAUGAUGCGACAGCGACAGAUGGCCGUGCAGACGUUGCGCGGUGGUGUGGUCACGUCGGCCGCAGCAAACAGUCACCACCAAUUCGCCAUGUUGGCCGGCGACGCGGUCACGCUGGGCCAAUAUCCAGGCUCGACUAUCACCUCAACAGGUUCCAGUUUGCACAUCAAACAAGAAAUUCAGAUUCCUCAGGUGUCAUCGUUGACGUCGUCGCCCGACUCCUCGCCCAGCCCGAUCGCCGUGGCUCUGGGCCAGGCAGGACUGGGUUCUCUGGCUACGGGUGCCGGAGUCACCACGUGCGCGGUCAACCAGCACUCGCAGAUGACGUUGCAAAUCGUCGCUUCCGCCAACGGCAAUAACAACAACAACAACAACAGCAGUAACAACAAUAACUCGGUGGUGACCAACAUGAGUGGAACGAACGGCGGCGGACCCCCGUCGCAACACCAACAGCAUCACCAGCAACAGCAAGCGCAACAACAACAGCAACAACAGCAACAGCAACCGCAGCAGCAGCAGCAGCAGCAACAACAACAACAACAACAAUCGGCCGGCGGUCCCGCAGCGUCCAUGUUGUCCGUGAAUAAAAUGUGGUCACCUCCGUCGUCGCCGAAAAAUUACCUGAUCCACCAGCAGCAGCAGCAGCAGCAGCAACAACAGCAGCAGCAACAACACCACGUGCAGCAGCAACAGAUGGUGGACGGCGGCGGCAGCUCGUCGGCCACGUCCAACGGUACCAGCGUUGUGACGGGCAGCAAGGGCAUGCCGCCCAUGAUCCGGGAAUUCGUGCAGGGCCUGGACGACCGGGAGUGGCAGAACUCGUUGUUCGGCUUGUUGCAGAGCCAGACGUACAACCAGUGCGAAGUCGACCUGUUCGAACUCAUGUGCAAGGUGCUCGACCAGAAUCUGUUCUCGCAAGUGGACUGGGCGCGGAAUUCGGUGUUCUUCAAAGAUCUGAAGGUAGACGAUCAAAUGAAACUGUUGCAGCACUCGUGGUCGGACAUGCUGGUUCUGGACCACAUUCAUCAGCACAUGCACAAUAACUUGGCCAACGAGGUUAUGUUGCACAACGGACAAAAGUUUGACUUGCUCGCUCUCGGUCUGCUCGGCGUCUCCUCGAUGGCCGAUUGUUUUGCCCGUGUCGUAGACCAGUUACAGGACCUCAAGUUCGACGUGGGCGAUUAUAUCUGCUUAAAGUUCCUGUUGCUCCUAAACCCCGACGUCAAAGGAAUCGGGAACAGUAAACACGUUCAAGAAGGUCAUGAGCAAGUGUUGAAGGCCCUGAUGGAAUAUUGCUUUUCGUUCAACACUCAAGUGCCGGAAAAAUUAACCAAACUGUUGACCGUGUUGCCCGAUAUCCAUCACAUAGCUACUAGAGGCGAAGAAAGUUUGUACUUGAAGCACUGUAGCGGUGGCGCUCCCACGCAGACAUUACUCAUGGAGAUGCUGCACGCCAAGCGAAAAUAACACCAACUUAAAACACACACACACCACUCACCACCAAAAUAGUAUAUAUCAUAAUGAUAUGUCAUAAAUUUGUAUUUAUAUAAAUACAUAAAAUGCGUAUAUAUUUAUUUAUGUACCAAAAUACUACACACAACACACCACUAUACCACAUAUGUCAUCAACAUCAUAAAUGAGAAGAAGAGACAUGCACGCCUCGUACUCGUUCAUACGGUUGGCUAAAUAUUUCUAAAGACCGAUCACCAUCAACGUCUAUUUGAACGACAGCUACGUUACCAUGACAACUUUCAAUAUAUUUUGAGUCAUCCAGAGUUACCAACUGAUCUCGUCGACAGCGUCAUUACACACGUACGCGAACGUUGGUCAAAACUACUCUUAUACACUAGAUACACCACUAAUGUACACAUUUACUAAUACACAAUUACAUAAUUAC